Scheffersomyces amazonensis is the source of this 998-nucleotide messenger RNA. RefSeq names its product SNAP receptor (gene VAM3). The record is from RefSeq and is a predicted model, not a curated record. NCBI's taxonomy places the organism in Eukaryota, Fungi, Ascomycota, Pichiomycetes, Serinales, Debaryomycetaceae. Bases 98 to 940 code for a protein of 280 amino acids. Gene Ontology annotation, cellular component: SNARE complex; endomembrane system; membrane. The transcript has a single exon. Gene Ontology annotation, biological process: Golgi to vacuole transport; vesicle fusion; intracellular protein transport. Gene Ontology annotation, molecular function: SNAP receptor activity; SNARE binding.
GUAUGCGACAUAAUUUUAUUUUAUUAUAUAGACGAGACAAGCUAAACACAAACUAAACUACUCUACUCUAAUACCAUUAUUACCAGUCUAAUCCCAAAUGUCAUUCGCUAAUUUUGAUUACGAAGCGCAAAAGCCUAUUGGGAAGUUGGAAUCUAUUCCUCCUAAUAAUGAGUUAGAUGUAAUAUUAACUAAGACAUCAGACCAAGUCAAGUCAUUUGGAAACUUAAUAUCACAACUAGAUAUUCAAAGGAGGAAUAUAGGAACAAGACGAGAUGGACAAGAAUUAAGAGAUAAAACAGAUGUGUUGAUUGAGAAUAUGAGACAAAAGAAUUUGGCUAUAGAUAAUUUAAUAUCUGAACUUGAUGAAUUAAUGAAUCAGAAUAAGAGGGUUGUACAAACUCAGCCUUUGAAUGUAGCAAUAUCAAAUAAACAGACGGUAAACAAACAAAGAUUGGCUAAUGAAUAUAACUCUUUGAUUCGACAAUUUGAAAAGUCAAUAAACUUAUACAAUGUAAGAAAGAAAGAUUAUCCACUUGAAAUUGUGGAAAGCAAAUAUUCAGAAACAACACCAUUAUUAGUAAAUAAUACUCAAACUCAAUUACAAAUACAAGAACAAGUUCCAGAUAUGCUAGAUGAAACAGAUUUACAAACUCAUAUAUAUCUCACGGAAGAAAGAAAUCUUCAAAUAGAUCAAAUUCAUGAUGGAGUACAAGAGAUUAAUGAAAUAUAUAAGGAAUUACAUGGUCUAGUUCAGCAACAAGGUGAACAAAUUGAUUCUAUUGAAGAUAAUAUCCUUCAAUUACAAGAUAAUUCACAACAGGCUCAUAAACAAUUGAAACAGGCCGAUCAAUUACAGAGAAAGAAAGGUAAAUGGAGUUGUUUGCUCCUUACUGUGCUUACCAUAGUGGUUCUAACCAUAGUUUUGGCAGUAUUAAGUUAAAUUACAAUGUAAUCGUAGAUGUAAUAAUAAUAAUAAUAAUGUAUUAAUGAAAUUCUUA